AAAUUUCAAACUUAAAUCCGUUCAACCAAGUUCAACGUACAUACAUCAACGACGGAUGCUAAGCUUUUUCUCCCUCUGAAAAGUGAAUAUUUUAUUCAGAUCUAUUUUUUUAUAUAACAAGACAGUUAUUCAACGCGAAUGGACGUAAAUUGUUUACAAUAGUUUACUGUGACUUUCUUCCAAAGAAUUAUUUUGUACAUUAAUUACACUUUAAUAUGAUGGACAAUUGUUAUGCACCACAAUGGGCAGAUUUUGCUGGUAGCCCACAGUUAUCCUCUGACAGUUAUUUCGAGGUGGAGCAUGAAGUUCACAGUGCUCGAAUAGAUUUGAAGUCGAAUUUAAAAUGUGAUUUAUCCUUACCAUGUAAGGAAGAAAACAUUGAGGAAUCAUUGGAUGCAGAGACUAAUUUCGAUGACAGUUUAGAACCCACACAAGGUCCACGCUCUAACAUAGCAUUCUUCAUAAUGCAUAAUAAUAAAAAACAAAAAGAGACAAAUAAUGAUAACAUAAAAAAGGAUAUAAAACCAUUGAAAUUUGAUGAACGUUAUGCAUGGGAUGUUUCUAUGACAGGCUUAACAUCUAAGACUAAAACAGCAGUGGUACCACAGAGGCUUAAAGCAGCAGCUUUAAGUAAAGAGAUUAGAAAGAAUACCUGUGUAAUGGAAAUGAAAAACAAUAUCCUUUGUAAACCUGCGCAGAAAGCUCAACGGAGACAGUCUGAUCAAUUUAAAACUAAACAACCACAACGAAAGGUUCUUACAUGUCAAUAUCGUAGACGAAGUUUGAUGAAGUACCAUAGACGUUCGAGACAAUUUGUGAGUAUGGCACAGGCCAUUUCCAAAUUCCAAAAUGAAACACCUGAACGAUUUCAUACUACCAGCAACAAGGAUUUAAAACUAGGUCCUUCAGUGAAAUCGAAACAACCCCCGCUGAAAUUGACUCAUCCAGUUUCUCCUACAUUAAGAUGCAAACAAAGAGUACGGCGUACAAAUAUCUUGAGUCAAGAAGAACGCGAAGCUUUGGAAAUGGAAGAGAUGAAGAAGUUUCAAAUAAAGGCAAAUCCUGUACCGGUUAAUAUUUUAAAAAAACCGUCUGCGUUAAAAAAGGUUGCAAAAAAACUGAAUACUGUUACAGAGGAAUUUAAUCUAACUAGUAAUUCAAAAAAUACACAUCACGCAAUGGUUCCACAAUUGCCUCAGCAGUGUAAUAAUGAAAAGAUUCAUAAGAACACUGUAUCGAUAAAUCGUUUUUCGAGUGUAUCGAUUCUUCGAAAAAACGAUAAACAACAGACUCAAACAAAUGUUAAACCAAUAAUUGACUCUACAAGUACCUUGAUUGUUAAAAAAGAUAAUAAAGAACAGACUCGUAAGAACCCUAAAACCACGGGUGGUUCUAUCAGUGCCUCGACUGUUAGAAAGAACGAGGAACAGACUUCCAAAAACACUAAAUCAAUGAGUUAUUCCCUAAGUGCUUCAAACAUUACUAAACAAGCAGAUAAAGAGGAAACACAGAAAAAUAGUGGACCAAUCAGUCGUUCUCUCAGUGCCUCAAAUGUCAGAAAAAUAAUUAAAGAACAAACAAAUAAAUACUUUAUACCAAAUUGUCACUCUACUAAUGCCUCCAGUAUUGCCUUAAAUAAUACUAUGAAACCAGUGAUGACUGUCUUGCCAUUCAGUUUUGAAGCACGUAACAAAGAAUUUCAGUUAAAAAAAGAGGAGAAAUUAAAGAAUCUACAAAUGCAAGAAACGAUUAAACUCAAAUCAGAGUUUCAUGCAAAACCCUUACCAAAAUUUUCCAAGUCAACAAAUAUUGUUAAGGAAAUUGUGACAAAGAAACGCACAGUAGUCCCGUGUCCCUUUAGUUUUGCAGAAAGGGACAAAUACUUGGCUAAAAAGAAAGAAGAACUUGUGAAUAAAAUACAGGAGAAUGAUAAAAAAGUCCCUGUGUUUCACGCGAAUCCUGCUCCAACUUUUAAACCAGUAGUAAUAAAUAGUGUAUUCAAAGAGAAAAGUUUGAACAAGAAUUCCAUGACGAAACAAGUGAAAAAUCCUAUCGAUCAAGAGAAUAAGCAGCCAAAUAUUGUUACAAAUAUAAAUGAUCAAAAAAAUAAAAUGGUAAAGCAAUGUGCGAAUAAUGAGACGCACAAGAAGCCGUUCAAAAGCACCAAUGACAAUAACGAAAUUGUGAAAGCCAAUCAAAAGAAAAGUCUGUUCAAAUUAAACACUGACAAAAGAACGAAAGGUCGAAAUGAUUUUGAUGAGAAGCUGAAAAAGAGAGAACAAGAAAUGGAAGCGAAACGGCAGCAUGAAGAAAAACAAAAAUUGCUAAAAGAAAAAUCUGAAAGAGCCGAAUUACGGAAAUUUGCAGAAGUGAAAGCGACACCGAUCCCCGUUUACAAGCCCAUGGUUAUACUAAAAUCUCCUAAACCGCCAACCAGCCCCAAAGAUCCUAAGUGGACAAGUAAGAACAGACUAAAAAGUACGUGCCAAGUUUGAGCUUUUAAAGUAUAUAUCUCUAUGAUCGCACUAAGUAAAUCUAGUGAAUAUAUUGCCAACAUAUUCUUGUAUAAAAUGGUAUUAUAUGUCAGACAGUAUUUCACAGGUACUCUUUUUAUACAGGGUGUUCAUGCUAAUGCAUUGCUUUUUUGAGUAAUAAAUGAUGUGAUGUCCCUCUCCCUCUUUGUGCUGUGUUCUUUGACGUUAGCACCCUGUAUAGGAUAGUGCAAUGAAGCUUUGGAUUUAUAUAUAGAAUAUAUGUUCUUUAUGCUGUAUUUUUGUUCGUAAUCUAAACUCUUAGAAAAAUAUUGCAUGUAAUCGUUCGCAUUGUUUUUUACAACAUAUAAGUGAAAUAAAUAUUUUUGAAAAGAUUACAGGGAAUUACAUAUUGCAUUCAAAUGAAAUCAGUCAUCCUUAACAAAAACAACUUGUUAAAAAACACGACAGAUUUUGUAAUAAUUAUUUCACUGUUAUUUUAUUAAAUCGCCUUACAAUAAAUUUUUCAUAGUAA
Messenger RNA from Megalopta genalis, 3006 nucleotides. RefSeq lists its product as uncharacterized. NCBI's taxonomy places the organism in Eukaryota, Metazoa, Arthropoda, Insecta, Hymenoptera, Halictidae. The record is from RefSeq and is a predicted model, not a curated record.